AACAGAAAAAGGCCAGCCAGCCAGCCACCUCCCUCCCUCCUUCCUUUCUUCCUUCCUUCCUUCUCGUCUUCUUCCUUUUCCUUUGUAAGUUGUAAGUGGCAAGAAAGAAAAGAAAAGAAAAGGCAAUAAUAAUAAUAAUGAUACUACUCCUACUACCUCCUUCUCCUUCCCUUCCCGCCAAUUCCUUCUCCUCCUCCUCCUCCCCCCACCGCCGGUCCUGCCGCCGGUCUAUCCCAUCCCCCAUCACCCACCACCACCGCCUCUUCCUAUUCAGACUAAAUGCGAUACCAGCAGCAGCAGCAGCAGCAAGCUCACCUACUACUACUACAGCUGCUGCUGCUCCUGCGCUGGAUGAUGAUGACUAUUUUACCAAGUAUUCUGGUUACCUAUUUGACCAGCUCACUGAUUCUUCCUCCCUCCUAACCGACUACAACAUCUCCACAAUAGCUUCUAUCUACAAUAAGAAGCCCCUUCUACUCCUCCGCCGCCUGCUUCAGCUUGCCUCUACCAUCGGUAUUUGGCUUGCGAAACGAUAUCUCGACGCAGCCCUCCUCAAUCACCGCUCAGACCAAAUGUUUCAGGUUAGGGCUGCGGAAUUGAGAAAUAUAUUGUUACAGCUUGGACCGGCAUACAUCAAAAUUGCUCAAGCUAUUUCCUCUCGACCAGACCUGAUACCGCCUUCAUACUUGAAUGAGCUUUCACUAUUGCAAGAUAGCAUAUCACCAUUUUCAGACGAAAUCGCAUUCAACACAAUAGAAAAAGAACUUGGAGUUCCAAUUGAUGAGCUUUUUUCAGAGAUUUCACCAAAUCCUGUGGCAGCAGCAUCCCUAGGGCAGGUCUAUCAAGCUAGACUACGGAGAACUGGACGGGUUGUUGCUGUCAAAGUACAAAGGCCUGGAGUUCAAGCAGCUAUUGCUUUGGACAUCUUGAUUUUACGUUUUCUUGCGGGGAUACUAAGGAGAGUUGGGAAGUUUAACACUGACCUUCAGGGAGUGGUUGAUGAAUGGGCAUCAAGCCUUUUUCGGGAGAUGAACUACAAGAAUGAGGCUAAGAAUGGGCUUAAGUUCAAAGAACUAUAUGGUGGUAUAAAAGAUGUUCUGGUUCCAGAAAUGCUUAGUGAUCUUACAACUCGUAAGGUUCUCAUUAUGGAGUGGGUGGAGGGGGGAAGGUUGUCGGAAGGGAAGGACCUUUAUUUGGUUGAGGUUGGAGUUUAUUGCUCAUUUAACCAACUUCUCGAAUGCGGCUUCUACCAUGCAGAUCCACACCCUGGAAAUCUUCUCCGUACAUAUGAUGGAAAACUAGCUUAUCUAGAUUUUGGAAUGAUGGGUGAAUUUAAACAAGAACUUCGUGAAGGUUUCAUUGAAGCCUGUCUUCAUCUCAUAAAUCGUGAUUAUGAUGCAUUGGCAAAGGACUUUAUUACUCUUGGGCUUCUUCCACCUACAGCAGAGAAAGAUGCUGUUACAAAAGCAUUGACAGGUGUUUUCCAAAAUGCUGUUUCCAAGGGGGUCAGCAAUAUAAGCUUUGGAGAUCUUCUAGGGAACUUGGGAACAACCAUGUACAAGUUCAAAUUCCAGAUACCAUCUUACUUUUCUCUUGUAAUCCGGAGUCUUGCUGUAUUGGAGGGAAUUGCUAUCAGUUUUAAUCCAAAUUAUAAAGUCCUAGGAAGUACGUACCCUUGGAUUGCCAGGAAAGUGCUGACUGACAGCUCUCCACAACUCCAGGCCUCUUUGCAAGCUCUUCUCUAUAAGGAUGGCAUAUUCAGAAUUGACCGGUUAGAGUCUUUGCUGAAUGAGUCCCUUCGUGCCAAAACAGAGCGGAUCACAGUCCAAAAUCAACUAGAAGACUCUCGAAUGACUAUCAAGCAAGUACUUUCCUUCACACUGACAGAGAAGGGUACAUUUGUAAGAGAGAUCCUUCUUGAAGAACUUGCAAAGGGUCUGGAUGCUCUUGGUUUAUCAACAUUUUCAUCGUCAAUAACAGAGGAAGAUAAAAUGAACUUAAGAAACAUGGAACGCAUUGUGCUUCUAUUAUCAGGUCUCAGAGAGAAUGGAACCUCUGGCAAAGGUCUUGAAGAGGAGGUAUAUCCAAAUGAAAGACAGAGACUGCCUUUAUUAUUUCUACGUCAAACAGGAUCAAUGCAGGAAAUACUGCCUCUUCUUUCUUCCAUUAUCCCGGAGCUUCCAUCAGAAAUACAACAGAAGUUACUUCUUCUGCCGGCCGACCUGGGUGGGAAGUUAAUUUCCCGAGCAGCUGCAAGGACAAUCCGAAGGUUUUUUCUUAUAGGACCCUAAACUGUUAAAGGGGGGAGAAGCGGACUCAUCAUCAGCUUUCUGCUGCUGUUUUUAUUUAAUUUUUGGUGAAGAUUAUUAUUAUUAUAACACAAUGGGUAUUUUUACCAGUUUUACUACUGUCUUACAGGUUCAGUCUCUCAACUACUCUCUGUGUGUGUAAUUGUGUUCAUAUUUUUAUUCAAUAAUGGUCAAAUUUAGUAAGUUGUAUU
Impatiens glandulifera is the source of this 2500-nucleotide messenger RNA. RefSeq lists its product as uncharacterized. Gene Ontology annotation, molecular function: protein kinase activity; ATP binding. The coding region runs from base 138 to 2291 and encodes 717 amino acids. The transcript has 21 exons. Lineage: Eukaryota; Viridiplantae; Streptophyta; Magnoliopsida; Ericales; Balsaminaceae. The record is from RefSeq and is a predicted model, not a curated record. Gene Ontology annotation, biological process: protein phosphorylation.